This is a messenger RNA of Thermothelomyces thermophilus ATCC 42464, 2074 nucleotides long. RefSeq lists its product as uncharacterized. Bases 186 to 1490 code for a protein of 434 amino acids. The record is from RefSeq and is a predicted model, not a curated record. The transcript is spliced from 2 exons. NCBI's taxonomy places the organism in Eukaryota, Fungi, Ascomycota, Sordariomycetes, Sordariales, Chaetomiaceae.
UCCUCAAUGCGUCUGAUUGUAUAAAAGCUGGAUCUUGGUACUCUUGGAGGCAGGACCGAAGUCAGGCAGCCACGCCUCCUUUAACUAGCAGCCAACGCGCUUAAUUCACGAUACGACACUACCGUCCCACAACAACCUCGGAAAACAGCACCUUAUCGUCAUCAGGCGCACCUCGAAUCUCCAACAUGGCGAACCCAGCCCGUCCUGCGGAGUGGAAAAAGGCCGUAGCAGACGUUAUGCCUCACGUCAAUCCCGACUCCUUGUCAAUAUCCGAUCUGCCAAGCACGGAGUCGGCCUCUGAACUGACCUUCGCUCAUUUCUUGUGUCUCAGGAUUCUGUGGAAAACGUAUACGAGCAAACGGUUCAAGCUCGAUGAAUAUGUCGAUCAGGUUUCCGCCGCAAAGGCGGCUCAGCGCCUUGAAACGCCCAAGUCCAAAGCCUUUUUCGACAGUGUUCAACAAAUGCACACGGGUUAUCCCGAGGAUUCCAUCUUUUCACUAGUCCGUCUGUACUUCGAUAUGGUGUACAAACUAGAUGCGACGAUGGAUAUCUCCUCCUUGAAGGUCGUGUUGACCCCUCAGCCCGUGCGUUUCGGACGCCACCGCGAAUGGAUCCCCGAGUCCCCCUUAGCCCGGAAAGGCUCGCCAUCGAGAAUGGAUCUUGACCUCGAUUACUCUCCGCCAGACAAGCCUUCCCCAGCUCAAGCACGCCUAGCUGAAGAAGCACGCCUAGCUGAAGAGCUUGCUGCCCACCAUGGGGCGUCCACUCCCCCCACUAGGGCUGAGUCGCCCGUCUCUGACACGUCGGCACACCCGGACGGCUCGUCACCAGCCCGCCCGUCGGAGUUUUCACCAACGGAAGACGAGAUAAUUGUCAAUAUGGCGCUCCUUCUCCUCCUCAACUCGCUAACUGAGCCCGAGGAGGCCCUGAGGGCGCGAGGCUAUCGCUGGAUACCUAAUCGCGAGCUUCUCAGGAUUCUCAAGUCAUUGCCUGCUGGAAACGCCGCAACGACGGCCUCCGGCAGGAAUACGGCUAAGUAUCUCGAGGCUCGGACCGAUGGCUGUCUCAGGCACACGGAGCACCAGCUUGCGGCUGCACUGAUAGAGGUCAAGCCGUGUGCUCGGAGCAAGAAACUCGGGCGGAUUCAAUGGCAAGAAGGAGCUCAGAUGGCCGCCUACAUCUACAAGUUGCUGUACCUGGAGAAACCGCCCAGUUCGGAUUUUGGCCUCCUUCGUUGUCGCAAGGCUGGAGUGAAACGGAGAUUGCUCGUUUCCCAGGACCAUGGGGAAAUUUACAUCACCAUUGCAGAGUACGACAGCACGUACGAGCGAUUCCUCGGACUUCACCACUCCGCCAACCCCUCAGGCAAGAUCUCCGAUACAAGCUUCCUCAAAAUGCAUUGCUACGGACCAUGGAACACAAAGUCGAAGAACGACUUGAGGCACGUUUGCCGCAUCCUCAUGGCAUUGUCGUUCUAUUUGGCCAAGUGACCAAGAUCCAUCAUCCAUCCAGUUCCUCCAUGAGUUUAGGACAACAUACGGGGGUCAAGGCGUUCUGGAACACUGUCUAUGUUAGCUCGUGAACCAUAAACAGGCAGAGGAAACAAGUGCAUGGAAAGUAACUUGAUCAGGGUUAAAGCCGUGUCACCGGCAGUCUCAUCAAGGCAUAAGCUAUGUAGACCGUCGUGAAAAUUUUGGAAUCAUCAUUGAAGUGUUUAGAUAGAAGGGGAAAGUAUUCUUACCAUUUACCGUGUCAUGGGCGCGGGGUGAAUGUCCACAUCAAGUGGCAUGUUUGAAGUUGAUCUGCGAUUGUCAGCAUACGGUCAUCCAGAGUGAUCGAAACGGUGAUGUGUCAGGCUAUAGAUCAGACAGGACGAUGUCGUCUUCGCGUGAGCUCUGACAUAUGCUUGUCAUUGUUUUAAGGUCAAGUCAUCAUGAGGGUGGAUGUGCAGUGAAGUGGAGUGAUGAGAUCCGAGCUGGACAUACUUAAAGCCAGACCAUGCCGGCCAAGUCAAAUGUAGAGGCUACGUGACUAUCCUAGAAUCGGUUAGCCAAGGUUCGUCAAAAGAAGAACG